Cynara cardunculus var. scolymus (artichoke) is the source of this 2851-nucleotide messenger RNA. Its product is annotated as filament-like plant protein 7. The record is from RefSeq and is a predicted model, not a curated record. The coding region runs from base 127 to 2850 and encodes 907 amino acids. Lineage: Eukaryota; Viridiplantae; Streptophyta; Magnoliopsida; Asterales; Asteraceae. The transcript is spliced from 6 exons.
UCCACUUCUUCUCCACUAUUUCCGCUCUGAUUUUAUUUGUCGCCGGUUAAUGCUCCCGUCGGUGCACCGUCGACUGUCGAUCCCUAUGUGAUUUAAGUUAUCCACACAUUGUUUAGCGUUGCUCAAAUGAUGGAACACAAGUCAUGGCUUUGGAAGAAAAAAUCGAUUGAGAAGACAAUGAUUGCAGCUGACAAGGUGAAUAGAGGGAAUGAAGAUGAGUUGCAGGGUAUUUUAGCUUAUGAAGCCGAACUGGAGAGGAAUUUGAAUGUUUCAAAUGAGAAUCUUUCGGCGGCACUUGCUGAGAUUAAUGCUAAAGAUGACAUUGCAAAGAAGCAAACAAACAUUGCACGAGAAGCCAUUCAAGGAUGGGAGAAGGCAGAAGCGGAAGUUUUAGCACUAAAGCAAGAACUAGAGAAAACUACACAGCAGGCAGUAGCGAGUGAGGAAAGACUACACGGUGUUGAUGCAGCCUUGAAGGAGUGUAUGCAGCAGCUACGUUUUGUUCGUGAAGAGCAAGAAAAAAGGAUUCAUGAUGCUGUUAUGAAGACGUCAAGAGAAUACGAAAAAGCAAGAAUACAUAUAGAGGAAAAAUUAUCGGAGUCCAAUAAAAGACUUUCCAAACUAAGUUCCGAGAAUACCCAAUUGACCAAGGCUCUUUUAGCAAAGGAAAAAAUGAUUGCUGAAUUACACGCAGCCAGCGCUCAGGUGGAUUCUGAUCUAAGUGCCAUUAUGAGUAGAUUGGAGACAACGCAAAGAGACAAUGCUUCUUUAAGUUAUGAGGUCCGAGUGCUCGAGAAGGAGCUUGAGAUCAGGAAUGAAGAGAGAGAUUUCAAUCGACGAACAGCAGAAGUGGCACAUAAACAAUAUCUCGAGAGUGUCAAGAAGAUCGCAAAGCUGGAAACGGAGGCACAAAGGCUACGUUUGCUUGUUAGAAAACGGCUGCCCGGCCCUGCUGCCCUCGCAAAGAUGAAGAAUGAAGUUGAAAUGCUGGGAAAAGAUCCGAUUGAAACCACGAGAAGAAGGUCAAACCCUUUUCCCAUUGCUUUAAAGGAUUCUUCCUUUGACACAUCUGGAAAACAGAUUAACUUUUUAACCGAGCAGUUGUGUGCACUUGAAGAAGAGAACAGAGUUCUCAAGGAAUUCCUUAACCGAAAAACAAAUGAACCGUCGAAAAUUCAAUUUUCAAUUCCUGCUUCAUCCUCAGACAUAGGUAGUGACGAAAAGGCUAGUAUGGCUGAAUCUUGGGCACCAUCUUGCAAAACUGUUGGAGCUUCAGAUAUCGGUCUGAUGGACGAUUUUGUCGAGAUGGAAAAGUUGGCAAUAGUUUCAGUUGACAAGCCAUUUACAAGUACUACUAAUCUUGUUUUGGAAAAUCACUCAGAUUGGCUCGAGAAUAUACUGAAAGUCAUCUCGGAUCAUUCUAGAAUAACACAAAGACAAUGUAGUGACAUAGUGGCAGAUAUCACAGCAGCUCUGACACAAAAAAGUGACGAAAAUCAAGCCCUGGAAAAAUCUUUAGUUGAAACCUCAUUGACCAAACUGAGCAACGAAGUGUUCGAUUCUGAUAUGAACAGAUCAAUGGAGAGGCUAAUUGAACUUAUUGAAGGCAUCAGAUUAUCUGGGAAGGAAGAUAGUUCGUCUCCAUAUAAAACUUCAGAAACACCCACAGGCUACACGGUCCGUGUCCUCCAAUGGAAGACUUCUGAGCUCGGUGCAAUUUUGGAGACUUUUCUUCAAAGCUGUACUAAUUUGCUAAACGGGAAGGCAGAAAUGGAGAAUUUUGCUAAAGAGCUGACCUCAACACUAGAAUGGAUCGUGAACCACUGUUUUUCGCUUCAAGAUGUCUCGAGCAUGAGGAAUGAAAUGGAUAAACACUUUGAUUGGGAUGAAACACGCAGCGAGAGUGAAGUUCGUAUGUCGGAAACCUAUAAGUUGCAAUCAAGGGAAGAAAGUAAGAAACUGAAAGAUGAUCUGGAAAGUAUGGAAUCUGCAAAAAUGGAUUUGGAACGUAAACUGCAAUCAGAAAUUUCUAAGAACGAGUCUUUGGUUAUUCAACUUCAAGAAUCAGAGAGAACGAUUGAAAGUCUGCAAACGGAGGUAGAAUCUCUAAAGCAACAGAAGGAUAUGAUCGAAGAUCAAAUAGAAGGAGAAAUGAAGGGUAAAGAAGAUCUUGAUGAACAACUUAUCGAGGCCAUCGGUGAGUAUAGUGAGGUUCGUGAAUUAUCUACAUCAAUUGAUCAGGAGCAGCGAGAUCACAACAGAUGCUCUAGUGAAGGACCAGAGUCCAGAAAUCUCGAUGAAUACGUCCUGCCAGAGAGCAUGACAGAAAAGGGUAUACAAAAUUGCGAGUUGAACGAUGAUGAAAAGAAGCUUCAAAGUGAACGCGAAAUAAUAGCAGCUUCGGAAAAGUUAGCGGAAUGCCAAGAAACCAUUUUAAACCUUGGAAAACAGUUGAAGGCAUUGGCUUCUCCAAGAAACGCAUCCGUCCCCGAUCGCGUUAUCUGCAACCCAACUUUCGUAGCUCCGUCAUCAUCACCCGUACCCAACAACAAAACAAACCAUCAACGAAUCUCUCUGCUCGACAAAAUGAUGGCCGAGGAUGCAGCAGGUGCUCAACAACCCACAAAGCCUAAAGAGAUUACUCGAACCAUAACAUCACCGGCCAUCGUGAUGGAUGGUAAUAACUCAAAAAAUGUGAAAGCUCCACAGAGGUUUUUAAGUGUAAAUGGAAUCAAACAUCAAGAAGAAGAAGAAGCUCUGGUAAAUUUCUUGUCUGUUGUUCCAAAUAAGAAGAAGAAAGGUGGAAUGCUGAGGAAACUGCUGUGGAGAAGGAAAAAGAGUAACAAGUAAA